AUGAAUAAUUUUUUAGAGGAUACAAACUAAUCGUCAUCCAUAUAUUUAUAGACAGUUAAUUCUUUAAAGAACUCUAUAAAAUAUUAGAACUUCAUUAGCAAAACUAAAUUAACAGUUAAUGAAAUUAAAAAUAUCAUAAAAUGGUAUGAUUUGAAAAGAAAUUAAAGAAUAAUUCGAUAGGUAACAUAGCCUGACUAGAAUAAUGAAUUUUAAAAAUAGAUCAUUUAAUAAGGAAUAGCAAUAACUUAAAUGUAGUAGCAAAUUAAUAAAUAAUCUAUUGAAAUGGAAAAUUUGAAGAAAACCUUAUUCCAAAGAGGAAAUGAAAAACCGAAUGGAAUUCAUUAAAAAUCUAAAUCUUCCAAUGAUGAUUUUUUGGAUAAAUAAAUAAAUUUUCUGAAUAAACAAUAGAACAUAAAUUUCCAACAUUUCGAUAAGGACCUAGAAAAUUAGAUUUAAACACUAAUAUAAUAAGAGUUCGAAAAAAUAUACAAGUUGUUAUCUAAAUAACUCAAAAGUGAUAUAAAUGAUAUUGUGUAUUAAAGUAUUCAGGAGUAAAUAUUUGUGAGUAAUAAUAAUUCUCCUAAACCAGAUACUUUAAGAAAAUAUUCAUAAACAAAACAGUAAUCAGAAGAUUCACAAUAAAAUAUCAAUAUAAUUGUUGAAUGUUUAAAUGAAUAAAUAGAUGAAUAUGCGAAUAAUAAUUAUAAUUUUGAUUAAAUCAAAGCUAAACUCAAAUGUUUGAAAUUAAAAUAAAUUAACUUGCUUUAUGAAGAUUUAAACAAUUAAUACAAAUAGAAUUCACUUAAAGAUUACUUUAUAGGUCCUUUAGAAAAAUUGAAAUAAUUUUCAUUCAAUUUCAACUAAUCGAAACUUUUAGAAUACGUAAAUGGGUAAAGGAGAGCGAGAGAGGACAGCAAUAACUUUUAUGCGGUUUUUGGUUAUUAAUAUUUGGACAUCAUAUUAACACAUGCUGAUGAUCAAAAUUUUGAAACAUUUAUGGAGAACAUAAAAGGGAUUCCAUUUGAUUUAUUUAAUAAUUAAUCUGCAUUCACAAAAGAAGAGUAAUAAGAAUUAAAAGAGAUAUUUUGUUAUAGAUGUAUAGAGUUGAGACAGAUCGAAAUAUCAUAGCGAUCAAAUGAACUUUGGCAUCAAAUCAGUGACAACAAUAAUAGUUUCUAUGGAUUGACAAUGAUAUUCAUUCGAAAUUUAAUCUAACAAAUAGUACAAUAAUCAGAAUUCAAAGAUCAUAUCAAUGCUCAGGACUCAGAAUAAAUAAUUAGUAAGAUAUUGGAAUGGAAUACUCCAUGUCCUGAAGCAGAAUUUAUAAUGGAAGUCCUUUCACAUGAAUUAGAAUUAUGUAUAAUAUUAUUUUAUUUAAAAGAAGAAUAAUAAGAAUUAUCAUUAAGAAUAUUUGGAGAUGAAUAAAAUUAUCAGCUUUAUAUGUUAUAACAUAGUAAUGAAUUUUAUUCAAUCGGAAUUAAAGAGUAAACUUGA
Messenger RNA from Paramecium tetraurelia, 1494 nucleotides. RefSeq lists its product as uncharacterized. The record is from RefSeq and is a predicted model, not a curated record. The transcript has 2 exons. NCBI's taxonomy places the organism in Eukaryota, Ciliophora, Oligohymenophorea, Peniculida, Parameciidae.